Messenger RNA from Mycena indigotica, 2964 nucleotides. RefSeq names its product WD-REPEATS-REGION domain-containing protein. Gene Ontology annotation, biological process: maturation of SSU-rRNA. The transcript is spliced from 12 exons. Gene Ontology annotation, molecular function: snoRNA binding; protein binding. The record is from RefSeq and is a predicted model, not a curated record. Bases 1 to 2964 code for a protein of 987 amino acids. NCBI's taxonomy places the organism in Eukaryota, Fungi, Basidiomycota, Agaricomycetes, Agaricales, Mycenaceae. Gene Ontology annotation, cellular component: small-subunit processome; Pwp2p-containing subcomplex of 90S preribosome.
AUGGUUCAGUCGUACUUGCGCCAUGGGCCGACACAGGCCUUUGGUAUAGUCUGCAGCUCAUCUGCAAACUCUCUUUACGAUGGGAAAUGCGCUUAUGUCCCUGCCCUCGAAGAUAUUCUUGUUUGGGAUGUGAAGAAGGGUCAGAUGCUAGCAAUGUGGCAUGAAACUGGUCAUCGCGCUGAAGUGACUGUUGUUUUGCGCUCGCCACAACAAGACACAUUUGCUGUCGGCUACGCAGACGGCUCUAUUUGUCUCUGGAGUGCAUCCACCAACUCUGUUCUCACUACUUUCAACGGGCAUAAGAAAGCGGUUACAGCUCUAGCCUUCGAUGACCGGGGUACGCGUCUAGCAUCGGGUUCACAAGACACGGACCUCAUUGUUUGGGACGUGGUGGGUGAGGCUGGUCUAUUCAGGCUUCGAGGGCAUCGAGACCAAAUCACAGCUCUUCGGUUUCUGACCGUACCUAAUGAUAACUCGCCCUCAACUUCAACUGCUCCCGCCUCAGGUCUUCUUCUCAGCGCCGCCAAAGACACAUUCUUGAAACUCUGGGAUUUGUCAACACAACAUUGCCUCCAAACCGUGGUCGCACAUCGCGCCGAGAUAUGGACAAUAGAUAUUCAUCCUCAACAGAACUUGCUCUUUACUGGGAGUAGCGAGGGAGAGCUGAAAGCAUGGAAGUUCGAUCAAGAGGCUUUCGCGGGAGGUUUGAAGGAAACAGAAACUGGAGAGAUUGCUAAAAUGAUUCAUCCUCUGGCAACGUUACCUUUGUCUUCAAAUCAUCGCGUCUCACAAGUUACAUUCCAUCCAACCUCACCGUAUCUCGCUGUCCAAUCCCAUGACCGAUCAGUCGAGAUUUUCCGCAUUCGCACUGAAGAGGAGGUCCAAAAGAAAAAGGCGCGGCGGCGAAAACGUGCGAAGGAAAAAAAGAAAGAAAAGGGUAUCGAAGAAGACGACGAAGACAUGGAAGGGGACGACAUCCAACUGGUCGAUCUCUUUACGCCCCACCUCGUUGUGCGUGCUAGUGGAAAAGUACGCUCUUUUGCAUUUGGACCAGAUGAUACUGGAUCCAAGGGCUCGCUUCAGCUUUUUGUUGCCCUCACUUCUAACGCAUUAGAAGUUUACACCAUACCACCCCCCCUAAAAUCCAAAGAAGCGCCUCCAGAAGCUACCCGACUCUAUUCCGUCGAUCUUCCUGGCCACCGAACUGAUGUUCGCUCGUUAUGUCUCAGCUCAGACGACCGACUUUUAGCGUCAGCGUCAAAUGGCUCUUUAAAAAUUUGGAAUGUUAAAACAACUGCAUGUCUUCGCACGAUCCCUUGUGGAUAUGCGAUCUGCAGUACUUUCCUUCCUGGCGAUCGGCAGGUUGCCGUUGGUACCAAAACGGGGGAAAUUCUAAUAUUCGAUUUGGCCUCAUCCUCGUUGAUCGAAACGAUCCAAGCUCAUACCAGCACUGUUUGGUCUCUACACGUACGUGCUGAUGACCAGACGCUGGUCAGUGGUAGCGCCGAUAAGGACGUCAAGUUCUGGGAAUUUGAAAGCCAAAAAACAGCCUCCGGCGAAACCAAUCUGCGUCAUUUAACCCUCGUUCAUAUUCGUACGCUGAAAAUGUCAGACGAAGUUCUUGCUGUCAAGUAUAGCCCCAAUGGCAAACUUCUCGCCGUGUCUCUAUUGGACUCGACAGUCAAAGUCUUCUACCAAGACACCCUGAAAUUCUUCCUUUCGUUAUACGGGCACAAGCUGCCCGUGCUGUCUAUGGACAUAUCUCAUGACUCGAAACUAAUAGUGACAUGUUCAGCAGAUAAAAAUGUCAAGAUUUGGGGGCUGGAUUUCGGUGACUGCCAUAAAUCCAUAUUUGCGCACGACGAGAGUGUCAUGCAAGUAGCUUUCGAACAAGAUUCACACUACUUCUGGACAGUUGGCAAGGACAAGUUGUUAAAAUAUUGGGACGGGGACAAGUUUGAGAACAUACAAAAGCUCGAUGGGCAUCACAGCGAGAUUUGGGCCCUCGCCGUAAGUAAUCGAGGCGACUUUGUUGUGACUGGAUCGCAUGACAAGUCGAUUCGUGUAUGGGAGAAGCUCGACGAACCUCUGUUUUUAGAGGAAGAACGUGAGCGGGAAAUUGAGAAGAUCUACGAAAGCGGCGUUGCGGAUGCGUUUAAUCAGGAGAACACUGGGAAAGAUGCAUCCGACGAGGCUGGUCAGACAAUUGAGGCCACUGGAGUCUCUAAGCAGACAACAGAAACGCUGAUGGCUGGCGAACGUAUUAUCGAGGCUCUUGAUUUGGCCGACAGUGAGAGGGCAAUAUUCCAAGAGUAUGAGGAUGCCAUGUCGCGCCUGCCACCAGGGGCCAUGCGCCUCGCUCCUCCACCUCGCAAUCCCGUAUUGGCUGCCUACGAAUUGGAGCCAGAGGCAUGGGUUUUACGUGUCGUUGAGCGCAUUCAAAGCACGGCUCUGCAAGAUGCCCUCUUGGUGCUUCCCUUUGGAAAAGUCGUUUCCCUCAUGUCUUACUUGAAUAUUUGGGCACAACGGGACUGGAACAUAACCCUCGUAUCUCGGGUCCUGUUCUUCCUCCUCAAGACCCACCACCAUCAAAUUGUCGCCAACCGGAUCAUGCGAACGUCCUUACUACCACUGAGAAAACAUCUUCGCAAUGCUCUCCAGCAUCAGAAAGGUAUCAUGGGGUACAACAUGGCCGCAUUACAACACAUUCGCCGCCGCAACGAGUCCGACAGGGUUGCUCAAUUUUUCGAGGAAGAAUUGGACGAGGGAACAGUUCGAGCUAAGAUCGCGGAGGUGAUAGUAGCUACAUGUCUAUGCGGUAUACAAAUCCAGGGUAUUGUUGACCAGCAACUUCAAACUUUAGGGCCCCACAGGUCCUCAAACCUGAUUCUUGGAUUAUCGAACCUGAAAGAUGCCACAUGGAAAUCAUACCAAUCAGCCGGAUGCGAGGCAGGACGGACUUGA